AUUUAUAUUAAUUUUUAUUAAAAUAAUGUCUUUGAAAAAAAAAAGAACAACUUUAGCAGAUAAAAUAAAUUCAUUAAUUACUCCAACACCAAUAAAUUUUGAUUCUGAUGAUGAAGUCGAAGAAACAAAAGCAAAGAUAGUUGAUUAUUAUGAUGAAAGUGACAAUUCAGAUAAUAAUAUUCAAGUUUCAGAGAUACGUAAACAAAAUGCUUAUUUCUUGGAUCAAAUAGAUAAAAGAUAUAAGGGUAAGAAAGUUUCAAGAAAAGACAUAUUUAAGGAUAAUGAAAAUUUCAAUAUACAAAAUAUAUCAGAAAAUGAAAAUAUAAAUAGCAUAGAAGAAGAAAGUGAUGAUGAAACAAAUGAUAGUAAUAAUGAAGAAAAUAUUGAAGAUGAUGAUAGUAAUAAUGAAGAAGAUAAUGAUAAUAAAUUUAAAUAAACAAUAUCGAAAAUAAAUAUGGAAACCGAAUUAGAAAAAAGUAACUGUGUUAGAAAUCAAUUACAACUUUGGGAAAAUUUAUUAGAAAUUAGAAUAAAAUUACAAAAGUGUUUAAUUACUAGUAAUCAAAUGCCUCAGUAUGAUAUUUACAACAAUUUUAAAACAAAUACAGAAUAUAUGAAAACAACUGAUGAAGUGAAAAAUAAAUUGAAAACAUUAUUAAAUAAUAUGUUGCAAUUGCAAAGUUUUCUUUUAAAACAAUAUCCUGAAACAAAACAUUUAUCUAAAUAUAAUAAAAAAAGAAAAGCUGAGGAAAGCAAAGAUAAAGUAGCAAAUAUAAGGGACCCAAUGGAUGAAGAAAUUCCUUCAGAUACAGAAGAUGAAAAUGAAAAUAAAGAUGAAAAAAAGUAUAGAAAUUCAAAUAUAGAAGAUGAAAAUGAAAAUGUAAAUGAAGAAAUUCUUUCAGAUAUAGAAAGUGAAAAUGAAAAAAACACAAUUUUAGAUGAAGAUAUAAAUAAUUUUAAUAACAAUAUAUUUAAAAAGAAAUUAAAACUUUGCAAUUAUGAAAAAAUAUUAAAUAAUAAUCAUAAAUCUUAUAUAAAUUACAGAAAUUCUAUUAUUCAAAAGUGGAAUGAAAAGACAAAAAUAGCUAGUGGUAAAUUAAAUAAAAAUACAAGUGAAUCAACAUUAAAACAAAUUGAAUUUGCUUUAAAUGACAAACAAAAAUUGCGUAAUAGAAGUCGAUUAAAACGGUCAGAAUAUAAAAUUAUUGGUAAAGCAGAAUUAACAGAAGAUAAUGAUGGUAGGAAACUUCAGGAAUAUGAUUCUGAAAUUUAUGAUGAUGAUGAUUUUUAUCAUCAACUUUUGAGAGAUCUAAUUGAAUAUAAAUCAUCUGAUAUUACUGAUCCAGUACAACUUAGUAAACAAUGGAUAAAAUUACAAAAUAUGAGGCAUAAAAUGAAAAGAAAAAUAGAUACAAGAGCUACUAAAGGUAGAAGAAUACGAUAUAAUGUACAUAAUAAAUUAAUAAACUUUAUGGCUCCUAUCACAAUAAAUGAUAUGUGGACAGAUCAUGCAAAGAAUGAACUAUAUAAUUCUUUAUUUGGUAAAAUUAAAUUACCAGAUGAAAAAGUUGGAUGCUAGGUUUAAAACAAUUAAUAAAGUGUUAAUUUUGUAUAUUUUAUUAAAAAAUAUUUUGUAAGGUUUGUAGCAAUGAAAUAAAAAAAU
Apis dorsata (giant honeybee) is the source of this 1663-nucleotide messenger RNA. It is a transcript of the gene Aatf, whose product is annotated as protein AATF. Gene Ontology annotation, cellular component: nucleus; nucleolus. Lineage: Eukaryota; Metazoa; Arthropoda; Insecta; Hymenoptera; Apidae. Gene Ontology annotation, biological process: regulation of transcription by RNA polymerase II. The record is from RefSeq and is a predicted model, not a curated record. The transcript has 3 exons.